AUGGGUCGCACCCUGCUGGACGUGCUGCAUGUCCAUCGGGCCUUCCCCGAAGACCAGCGGCUGUCCAGCAUCCAGACAGCCUCCAUCAUGAAGGCAUGCUCUCAACCAUGUUCCUUGAAAGCUCUGGUUUCGACAGGAGGGAAAAAUGUCCAGGCAGCUUGUGACUGGCUCUUUUCCCACGUGGAUGACCCCUUCUUGGAUGACCCUCUGCCCAGAGAGUACGUGUUAUAUCUGCGACCCAGUGGGCCACUGCUCCAGCAGCUCUCGCACUUCUGGCAGCAGUCCCGCCUCUCCUGUGGGAAGAAUAAGGCCCACAACAUCUUCCCCCACAUCACCCUCUGCCAGUUCUUCAUGUGUGCCGACGGGAAGGUGGAGGCUCUGUCCGACGCUCUCCAGGCCACCGUGGCCAAGUGGAAGGCUCGUAUACCCAUGCCCCUCCCAUUGGAGCUCUAUACCUCCUCAACUUUCAUUGGCCUCUUUGUGGAGGAGCAGGUGGCGGAGGUGCUGAAGGGUUUCGCUGCCGAUUUUGCCACUGAAGCAGAAGCUAAAGCAGAUGUUCAUGUCGAGCCCCAUAAGAAACAACUUCAUGUCACGUUGGCAUACCACUUUCAAGUCAGUCACCUUCCAAUUUUGGAGAAGUUGGCCAAAAGCGUGGACGUGGCUUCAGGCUGUGACUGGCUGGCUGUGCUCUUCUCCCGGGAUAUUCGGUUUGCCAAUCACGAGACACUGCAAGUCAUGUACCCGUAUGUGCCUCAGAAUGACGAUGAGCUGGAGCUGGUGCCGGGAGACUUUAUCUUCAUGUCUCCAGUGGAGCAGACCAGUGCCAGUGAGGGCUGGGUGUACGGCACCUCUCUGGGCACGGGGCUGUCGGGCCUGCUGCCUGAGAACUAUGUCAGCCGUGGUGAUGAGUCUGAUACCUGGGUGGUCCAUGGGUCUCACUCUAUUCUCAACUGUGCCUCUCCCUCUAACGCCAGCACCACUGUUGGUGGGUUAUUGUUUGAUGGACAGCUCAAUGACAGUCUGCUUGACAGUUUUAUGGAUCCUCCCAGUCUCACUGGCCUCUGUCCUCCUAUGCAGGUGUCGAGGCCGGCUUGUCAGUCCUCCCUGUCUAAGAUGAGACUGUUUGUGUGUCGCCAUGGGGAGAGGAUGGAUGUGGUGUUUGGGAAACACUGGGUCACACAGUGCUUUGACUCCAAAGGCCGAUAUAUUCGCUCCAAUCUCAACAUGCCAUCCAGCCUGCCAGCUAGAAGCGGAGGUCACCGGGACUAUGAUAAAGAUUGUCCAAUUACUGUGUUUGGCUCCACCCAGGCCCGUCUUGUAGGUGAAGCCCUUUUGGAAAGCCACACGACAAUAGACUUUGUUUACUGCUCUCCUUCUCUUCGCUGCGUCCAGACUGCUCACCACAUUCUGCAGGGUCUCCAACAGGAGGGAAAGACAAAGAUCCGCGUGGAACCCGGAUUGUUUGAAUGGACCAAGUGGGUUUCAGGCACAUGUUUACCCAACUGGAUCCCCCCAGCUGAGCUGGCCGCUGCUAACUUGAGUGUGGACACAACAUACAGACCUUAUAUUCCCAUAAGUAAGUUGGCGGCGUCAGAGUCUUAUGACACCUACAUCAGCAGGAGCUUCCAAGUCACCCGAGAGAUCCUGGCAGACUCCAAGAACAUGGGAAACACGGUCCUGAUUGUGGCCCAUGCUUCCUCCCUGGAGGCUUGCACUCGCCAGAUACAAGGCCUCAGCCCCCAAAACUCCAAGGACUUUGUCCAAGUAGUCCGAAAGAUUCCUUACUUGGGGUUUUGUGCUUGUGAAGAAAUGGGAGAGACCGGGGUGUGGCAGCUGGUCGACCCACCCAUCUUGCCUCUGACACAUGGACCCAAUCACAGUUUCAACUGGAGGGAAAUGCUAAUGCAUGACUGAAUGACAUGCUGUUUGGCUCUCUAUCUUUUGGCAGCCCUGAACUGCUGUAAAAAAAAAUAUUUAUUUUUAACCCACACUGCUAUAAAUCCAGCCCAACUACCAAAAAAAUGACUAAACAAAAACAAACACGUCUGGCUUCCGUCAAAGACAUCAUGCAAAGAACAGAAGUGCAUUCAUUGAAGCAAAGGUAUUCAGACACACUGCUCAGGAAUGAGAAAAUACAGUUUGUGUGGAGAUCACAAAAAAAAUGAGCUACAGUUUGGGCAGCAGUUUGUUGCAUUUCCCUCAACGUUCCACUUCUUAGCCCAAAAUGUGGAGGUGCUACGAGAGAUCUGGAUAUUUCUUGAUGGUUGCUGAUAAAUCAGGUUUUAUGCCACGAGAAGGUGUCAUGAAGCUCUGCGUGUGGCUUCUCCUCGGGCGGGGCGGUGAAGACUUUGAGUUCUGCUGCCUUCUCACACACUGUGACAAGAAUUAGAUGAGAGAGAAAUAUUUUUCCAUGUGUCAAAAUAUUAUUUAACUUGUAGCUACGAGCCGCCUGCGAAUAAAGCACAAAAGAAAUGUUGACAAUCAGACAGGGGAGAACUGAUCUUCAUUGUUUCUGGUGUCGAGGCGGGUAGUUCAUGAUGCCUGUUUCAUUCCUUUAAAUGUCAUAUCAUUAAGUGAUUCUUCUAAGUUAACAUUUAUUUGCGCACAUGAAUCCUUUGACCUUCCUGUAAUGCAGUUCUGAUUACCACCACAGGAGCAACCAAGUCAAUAUGACUGAAGAAAAUGAAUAUAAUGGAACACAGACUGGUGUUGUGAAUUCUGUCCAAGUGCAUUGACUACAACGUCUGCUUGUUUAUCAUGACCCUGGCACUCUCUGUAAGCCUGAUAACCACACUGCUUUUUAAACACAUUUCAUUUUUUUUCUUUUUUGGUUAUGUGAGAUGAUUUAAGCGCUUACUGCCUAUACCAAUUAUUUGUUGUAUGACUCAGCAAAAUCUAUUGAUACUCACAAAAAUGAAUAAAGCAAGGUUGUGGAGUUAUGAAGGCUUAUACA
Molecule: messenger RNA, 2953 nt
Organism: Morone saxatilis (striped sea-bass)
Lineage: Eukaryota; Metazoa; Chordata; Actinopteri; Moronidae
Gene: ubash3ba
Product: ubiquitin associated and SH3 domain containing Ba
Exons: 15
Coding region: 1-1914 (637 amino acids)
Molecular function (GO): protein binding
Source: RefSeq, a predicted model, not a curated record